AUUCGUUGCGAUAAACGAACUGAAUUCCAAACUGAAAAAUGGAAUGAAAAAUUGAAAAUGGAGGACCCUACUUUUACUUUAGGCUAAGUCUCAAUUGACUUCCGUGGACACCGUGUUUCUCAAGUUUCGCUUCUUCCGGAGGCCAAGAGAGCUAGAAAUGUCAACUUCUGCAAAUGAAGAUCAGGGGCUGAGGAAAACUGAGAACAUGGAAGAAUCAGAUUCAAUGACAAUCGAAUUUCUACGAGCAAGACUGUUAUCUGAAAGAUCUGUCUCAAAAACAGCAAGGGAAAGAGCUAAUGAGCUGGCCAAUAGGGUGGCAGAACUCGAAGAACAGCUAAAGUUUGUUUCGCUUCAGAGAGAAAAGGCUGAAAAGGCGACAUCAGAUAUUCUUGUGGUUCUGAAAAAACAUGAAAUAGGUGAUGUAUCCGUAGAAUUCGAUUCAUCUUCCGAGCAGGAGGAAAACUCACAGGACUUUGAAGCUCGCAAUGGUCCUUGGACGACAGGAGAAGCUUCAACUAACUUGAAAUCAAGAAAUAACGAGAAGGAGGCGUAUACCAGUUCUGAAAUUGAAUCUUCUCCAUCAACUGGUAGAAGCUUGUCCUGGAAAAGUACUCGAGAUUCUCAGCAUUCCGUUGAAAAGAAGAAACACAUAGAUCCCGUCAGAAGAAGAGCUUGUUUUUCAUCUAACGGUUCGUCAUCAAGGAGGAGUGGAAAAUCAUGUCGUAGGAUAAGGCGCAGAGACACGAGAUCAGUAGAAGAGUUGCAGAAUGAUGGGACUGAGAAGACCACGCACUCCAAAGGCUCAUCAAAUUGCUCUGAUGGCGAGGCCGUUGCAUCACCCGAAACUUCUGGAUACGCUAAUGGGGAAAACCCUCCGGAAAAAACAGUUUCUGGAAAAAGUAAUGGAACCCAAAAAGUUAAUGGCCACCAUUUUGGUGUACCGGAAAAGGACAAAGACAUGGAAAGUGCACUGUUGCAUCAGGCGCAGCUCAUUUGCCGAUACGAAGAGGAGGAGAAGGCCCAAAGAGAAUGGGAAGAGAAGUUCAGAGAGAAUAACAGUGGCACACAGCCUUAUGCAGGGAAAAGCGUCCCUCUCUCAGGGGCUUCUUCAUCCUUCGAUCUUGCAGUCGUGCCUCAGGAAACUUCUAGUUUAGGAUCUGUCCUGGAAGCACUCCAGCGUGCCAAACUAUCACUGAACGAGAAACUCAGUAGCUCGCAUCAGGUAGCAGAACGAAUGUCUGGCAGAGUCAUUCAACCUCCCAACGCCUACAUGAACAUGAUGAAUGGCUUCCAGAUUCCCUUCGCAACCCCUGGCCUCUUCAGAUUGCCAACGGAUUAUCAGUUUGAACCAACUGCUAGAGUCAAUCCUGGCAUUGGUCCACAACCAAUUUUUGCCAAUUUCACCGAACCAUAUGUGGAGCCAAGAAGCGAUGCAUCACGUGACCUAUUCCACACUGCUCCAAGCAGAAGCUUAACUCCAGAGAUAAGGUAUACUGCAGCUCCUCCGCAUAGGUUUCUUAGCCAGCCUCGGCUAGGGGGAGGCGACCCCAGCCCUUCUACCUCAACGAACCAUCUUGAUCCCCGUGUCCCACCACCUCAAGAAUUGUAUCCAUUUUUCCCAUACACCAAUAUUUCUUCAAACAAGGAAGAGAUUUCAAGGACUUCCCUGAACUCCGAGAAGGGGCUACCACCGUUCAUGCGCUUGUCUCCUUACGAUGGACAUCCCGGACCAAGCAUGUACAGGUAG
This is a messenger RNA of Salvia hispanica, 1747 nucleotides long. NCBI's taxonomy places the organism in Eukaryota, Viridiplantae, Streptophyta, Magnoliopsida, Lamiales, Lamiaceae. The record is from RefSeq and is a predicted model, not a curated record.